AUGGAGACAAAUGAGACACAGGUGACUGAGUUUGUUCUCACGGGACUUACAGACCGUCCAGGGCUGCAGGUGCCCCUGUUCCUGGUGUUCCUUGUGAUCUACCUCAUCACCAUGGUGGGCAACCUUGGCCUGAUUGCUCUCAUCUGGAAGGACCCCCACCUUCACACCCCCAUGUACUUAUUCCUCAUGAUGGAMAGCUGCCUGGAGACUCACUUGCUCAAGAAACGAGGAAAUUGCAUCAURGUGGAUGAGUUAGAACAUGUGGGUGGAGGACAUAUUAGAGAUCCUGAGGUUGACUACAUGAAMAGGAACUGA
Molecule: messenger RNA, 315 nt
Organism: Urocitellus parryii (Arctic ground squirrel)
Lineage: Eukaryota; Metazoa; Chordata; Mammalia; Rodentia; Sciuridae
Source: RefSeq, a predicted model, not a curated record